AUGGUUAUUGUUGGACGCUAUAUGGAGGUGAUCACCAUUGAAGUAGGCGAGCAAAGGAUCCUUGCCAAGGAUAGAAUUGAGCCGUCAAGUUCCGGGGUGAGGGACCAGGUGUCCCGCAUCUCGGCUGCAAGUUUGGACCGCUGCCUAAGGAGGGCGUCCAAAUUUGUGAGCGCCCCUGGGUCCGUUCUGCAAAGGACCAUCGACUACGCCGCCGAGGCGUUCGUUGCUUCCAUUCAAUCGGCUCUGGCUGUCAAGGCCGAGCUGGAUGGGAGGGAAGUUCUGGCAGCGAGGGAGAAAGAGGAGUUCUCCGCUGCCUUGGAGACUGCUUCCUCCACCAUGAAGGAUGAGCUGCUGAAGGCUCAUUCUGAGGUGGAGACUUUGAAGGCCGAGGUGGAGUCCCAGGCCGAGCUGUUGAAGAAGGAGGAGGACAGGCGCCAGGCCCAACUCCGAGCUGCCCACGCUAUUACCAGGGGCCUGGAGAGGGAGAAGUUCCAGCUCCUGAAGGAGAAGGACGACAUGCUCCAGGCGCUUGAAGCGAAGGAUAAGGAGCUGGAGCAUGCGACUGCCGAGCUGGAGACGGCGAAGGAGCGCCUCAGCAAUGGAGUCCUACUGGAGGAAGCAUUUAGGCAACAUCCUGACUUCGAUGGAUUUGCCAAAGACUUUUCUGACGCGGGCUUCAAGUUCCUCAUGAAGGGCAUUGCUUCCGACAUGCCCGACCUCCAGAUCGAUCUCAGCGGUCUGAAAAGGAGGUAUGCCGAGAAGUGGGCGUCUGGGCCUGGCGGCACCCCUGGCCCCCAAGCGUUGGUGGAUCAGUAUGUCAGGGAUCUGGACUCUGACUACUCCGAUCCCGAAGAGGACCAGGUCGGCUCCACUCAAGAGGGCGCUUCCCCAACAGGCUCUUAGGCAACCGCCCUUCACGAGGCUUUU
Momordica charantia (bitter melon) is the source of this 927-nucleotide messenger RNA. The record is from RefSeq and is a predicted model, not a curated record. NCBI's taxonomy places the organism in Eukaryota, Viridiplantae, Streptophyta, Magnoliopsida, Cucurbitales, Cucurbitaceae.